AUGGGAAGGCAGGGUGUCUCUGAGGUGAUUCUAAUUGCCCUUAACUACAACAUCACCAUUAUAGGGAAAGUUUGGCUCAUUCUGAUGGUGUUCCUGAGAGUUCUCGUUUUGUUGUUUGCUGGAUAUCCUCUCUACCAGGAUGAGCAGGAGCGGUUUGUGUGUAACACCAUCCAGCCAGGUUGCGCCAAUGUGUGUUACGACCUAUUCGCUCCCCUUUCCCUCUUCCGCUUCUGGCUGGUCCAGCUCACCACGCUCUGCCUUCCAUACAUCAUAUUUGUCAUCUACAUAGUACACAAAGUCACUGCGGGCCUGGCUGUGGACCAGGAGACCUUCAACAGAAUUAAGGCCGGAUCCCUUUAUAAGAUCCGUCAGGAAUCUUUCCGAAAGGCCUCGCUUUGUACUAUUGCUGCUCAGGUAGAAACAGGAAGGGUCCAGCGCUUCACGGGGGCCUACAUCUUUCACCUCUUUUUCCGGAUCCUUCUGGAAGCCGGGUUUGGUGCCGCCCAUUACUACCUGUUUGGAUUCUACAUCCCUAAACGGUUCAUGUGUCAGCAAGUUCCCUGCACCACCACAGUGGAUUGCUACAUCUCCAGGCCGACAGAAAAAACCGUCAUGCUUAAUUUCAUGCUGGGCGUGUCUGCGCUGUCCCUCCUACUCAAUAUAUUUGAUCUUGUCUGUGCCAUUAAACGCUCUGUGAGGCAGAGUAGCAAGAGGAAGAUGCUGGUGCAGAAGAUGUAUGAAGAGGAGCAGUACUAUCUCUCCCCAUCAGACAGCCGCUGUGUAGACGCUAAUGUAUCUCCAGGGUCUCACAACCUGGAAGCUCUCGGAAGUUUCCGGAAAAGAAGGGUGAGCAAGUCCAGUGCCGACGAGACUGCCUCUGGGCGUAUGGAGGAAGGUGAGCUUCACCCCUCUGCAACCCACGUUGCCACCCCGCUUGGACCAGGCAUAGCUGUCUCCACAAACACUAAUGGGAACAAUGACUGCCCACCCUCCCAGGAGGAAGGUAUGGAGAGAGAGGGCAGCGAGGUAGCACUGUGCCCACCUGACCCUCUGGCUACACCCAGGUCUAUCCGUGUCAGCAAACGCAGCCGUCUUAAACCUCCACCACCUCCUAGGAAAGACAAACCAGCUGGGACAGGGGCUCUGGAUGUCUCCACAGCAACAGCAGUGUGUACCAGGCGUGUGGGGCAGUACACACUCGUGGAAAUGGCCACAGGGCCUGAUCUGCCGUCCGGUGGUGGGGAAGGACAGGAGAAGAGAUCAGAGUGGGUGUGA
This is a messenger RNA of Chanos chanos (milkfish), 1275 nucleotides long. RefSeq names its product gap junction protein delta 4 (gene gjd4). The coding region runs from base 1 to 1275 and encodes 424 amino acids. Gene Ontology annotation, molecular function: gap junction channel activity. The transcript is spliced from 2 exons. Lineage: Eukaryota; Metazoa; Chordata; Actinopteri; Gonorynchiformes; Chanidae. The record is from RefSeq and is a predicted model, not a curated record. Gene Ontology annotation, cellular component: connexin complex. Gene Ontology annotation, biological process: cell-cell signaling.